CACAAGCGAAAAAAGACUCCAAGAUAUUUCUAGCACAAGCGAAAGAAGACUUCAAGAGAUUAUGACACAAGCAAAAGAAGACUCCAAAAUAUUUUUGGCACAAGCGAAAGAAAACUUCAAAGUGCUCUCGUUAUAUGUGAAAAGCCUAAGGUGUUUGUUGCGCAAUGAAAAAGAUUCUGGAAGGCGAAAAGAAACUUGA
Racocetra persica is the source of this 199-nucleotide messenger RNA. Lineage: Eukaryota; Fungi; Glomeromycota; Glomeromycetes; Diversisporales; Gigasporaceae. The record is from the annotation of a GenBank genome assembly.